AUGUCGACUGACGACAGCUAUGCCCCAAAGUCUCCGGACCUCUCUUCUUUUUAUUCAAGUGGCCCCACUCAAGAAGAGCUCCAUCAUCCACAGCCUGACAGUCACUUUAGCCCGGGAUACGAAUAUAAAGCAGAGUCCCCAACCUACGCCAGAUCUGCUUCCUUUUCUUCUUAUGUUCCACCAUCCUUAAAUUUUAACAACAACGGCGGUACAUAUGAUUCUAAGUACCGGCCACAAGUCGACUACGAGCAAGCAUCUUCACAACUAAGAUCUACAAGACCGGAAUAUCAAUCUUACCGGUCGCGACAUUCUUCAAUCCAAGACCCCUACGUCUAUUCUUCGCCAGACAAACGCCCGUCUUCUGGUAACGGAUUCGAGGAUACCUUUGCCUCUCCACACACACAGUCACAACACCACACUCCGGCGCGACCUGCGCCGUACGUCCAAGCCUAUCCAGAGCAAACUCCGCUUUCCAGCGCGGCUGCGUACGACAUAUCCUACGCACCACCAGUGGGAACUGGCACAGUAGAACGCGCUUCGACAUUCGGUGCUAUAGCUUUUGACACAGAUAUGCCUCCACGCAAAGCCGCGCCGCCUGCAGCGCCCGCUAUUGACCCAUCCCCCGUUCGAACCAAGUUUCCAACUGCCAGGAUUAAACGAAUUAUGCAGGCUGAUGAGGAAGUUGGAAAGGUUGCACAGCAGACCCCGAUCGCUGUGGGCAAGGCUCUUGAACUUUUCAUGAUUCAACUCGUCACAAAAAGCGCCGACGUGGCCAGGGAGAAGGGUUCCAAGAGAGUCACAGCACCAAUGCUCAAACAUGUAGUCGAGGCCGAUGAGCAAUGGGAUUUCCUUCGUGACAUUGUCAGUCGCGUCGAGAACGAGAAGGAGGGUAGUAGAUCAAAGGCCAAGCAGGAGAGUUCAAGUGAUGAGGAGAUUGAAGAGCCCAAGAAGAGAACACGCGGCGGCAGAAGAAAGAAGGCACAAUGAUCUGCUUUCGAUGCGGAGUAUUAUAUGUUGUCUUUGCAAGGUUUGGGAUGCGUCAUGAGGGAUAAUGAUCAAAUGGCAGGCGUUUAGGGGGACUCGCAUCGAGCCGGAGUUUGGCGCAUUGAAGACAAUUCAUCGCAUGGACUUUUGGCAUACUGGGUAUUUUAAACGCUUGCGCGCACUGGCGCGCUUGCGGACUGGUGCAAUAUCAAUUGCUGGUGCUGCAAAGCAUCUUGGCGAGUACGUUAGCAUAAUUACACGGCAAUUAAAGCAAAGGGACGGCGGCCAAAGCUGUCACCUUGUCACUUACUGGCUACUAAAUUAUGAAAUCC
This is a messenger RNA of Fusarium oxysporum Fo47, 1316 nucleotides long. RefSeq lists its product as uncharacterized. Gene Ontology annotation, biological process: transcription by RNA polymerase II; negative regulation of transcription by RNA polymerase II; positive regulation of transcription by RNA polymerase II. Gene Ontology annotation, molecular function: core promoter sequence-specific DNA binding; RNA polymerase II general transcription initiation factor activity; protein heterodimerization activity. Bases 1 to 987 code for a protein of 328 amino acids. Gene Ontology annotation, cellular component: nucleus; negative cofactor 2 complex. Lineage: Eukaryota; Fungi; Ascomycota; Sordariomycetes; Hypocreales; Nectriaceae. The transcript has a single exon. The record is from RefSeq and is a predicted model, not a curated record.